AUGGCCUUCUUGUUUUGGUGGCUGUUUUUUCCCUGCCUCGCAAGCAGCAGCAACAUUCUUCCCCUCCUCCCACCACACACCCAAGAGCUUCGUCUCAGCUACGAUGGCCACUGGAUCUCUCAGGGGGAGAAGAUGAGCAGGAAUGAUACCGUGUUGCCCCCCCAGAUCAGCACCGCCGGCCUGCCCUGUCCACACCGUUUCAUUAUCUUCUGCAUCGACAUCGACGUCGUUCUCGAGUCCAACGCCACGGUAAUUUUGCACUGGUAUCAGCCUGACAUGACUACCAACUGCUCGAAUUCGCACCUAUCACCCAAGCACGAGAUCGCUGCUGUUUCUUCUUCUAAAUCAGCGGCUUAUAUAGGCCCCCAACCCCCUGCAGGCGCGUCACAUCGCUAUGUGUUUCUCGCCUUUCAACAGCCAGAUCACUAUGUCUUCCCAGACUGCUUCGACCAUAUUUUUCCGAAAACGGUGGAGGCCCGGGCUGGGUUCGACAUCCAGCUGUUCAGUCGGGUGGCCGGUCUCCCUCCGCCUGUUGCGGGGAAUUAUAUCGUUGUUGGCAGUGACGAGUUGACGACGACCACGACAGCAACGCAAAGUGUCACUACAACUUCGAUGAGGGAUGUGAGGUGUACAGGGGUGAAUGGGGGCCAUAUUGGACAGCAGGUUAUCAUGUAG
Molecule: messenger RNA, 675 nt
Organism: Penicilliopsis zonata CBS 506.65
Lineage: Eukaryota; Fungi; Ascomycota; Eurotiomycetes; Eurotiales; Aspergillaceae
Exons: 3
Coding region: 1-675 (224 amino acids)
Biological process (GO): regulation of proteolysis; regulation of Ras protein signal transduction
Molecular function (GO): phospholipid binding; peptidase inhibitor activity
Source: RefSeq, a predicted model, not a curated record